UCCGCACUUGCUAUUGGCUGUGCUGCCCUGAGACCGAUCCACCUUGGACAGGGCGGAAGGAGAGCUUGAGGCUGGGUAGUGGGAGUGGUCGGUUUUGCGGCAAAGUUACCGGGGAGGUCGAACCGUAGGUGGCGAGCCGCUGCGUACAUGGAAGCCAGACUUGGGAAACGCACCGCACUCUGACCAGUUUUUCUCUGGAGCGCAGCCAUGGCUUUGACCAAAGGGUUUCGAGUGUUUGAGAAGCGGGAGCCCGGUGUCUGUAGCGUGCUGCUGGGCUCCAGGAAUCGCCAGGAUUGCCUGCUGUUCAAGGCGGGUGCGGUGGCCGUCGUGUCAUCAGUAGAGAAGGAGGUUGCGAAGGAGCAUUAUGAGAAAAUAAUGGAUGCAUACGGCUGUCUGGGUGUACUUCGAAUUAAGAAUGGUAACUCCACACUCUGCUUUCUGGUCAUGGUGACAGGAUGUACAUCAGUUGGAAAAAUCUGUGACACUGACAUUUGUAAGAUUACUGCUACAGAGUUUGUUCCUCUGCAAGAAGAAACAACAGAUGAAGAGCGAAUUAUUUCUUUGAGGAAAUUACUAAAUACUGGCACAUUUUACUUUUCAUCAAUUGGUUCAGCUUUUGAUCUGGAUCUUUGUGCACAGAAACGAUUUUCAAAGGAUCAAGAGACUGCAAGUCACUUUUUCUGGAAUCAGAGUUUGCACGUACAUCUCAACCAGUUCCAGGUGAAUUGCUCUGACUGGCUGCUGAAGGUGAUCUGCGGUGUGGUAGAAAUCCGCACCAUCUACGCUACAGAAAAGAAGGCCAAGGCUUGCCUGAUAUCGCGGCUCAGCUGUGAACGUGUUGGCUCCAGAUUCUACCGACAAGGAACUGACGAUGAUGGGCUUGUAUCGAACUUCGUUGAAACAGAACAGGUAAUAUACUUGGAUGAUGCAGUGUCUUCCUACGUUCAGAUACGAGGGUCGGUUCCAUUAUUUUGGGAGCAAACUAGAGUACAGGUUGGUUCUCACCAUCUGCGCCUGACUCGAGGUCUUGAAGCAAAUGCCCCAGCUUUUGACAGGCAUCUGAUGUUGCUGAAGGCACAGUAUGGAAAUCAAGUUAUUGUCAACCUAUUAAAAGAUAAAGGAGGAGAGGAAGUCCUCGGCAGAGCUUAUAAGAAGUUGUUGUGGGCCUCCCUUCAUGCGGUCUGCACACCAAUGAUAAACUUCGACUGCUAUCACUGUUUGAAGAGUGGCAAGGUGGGGAAGCUGCAUUCACUGAUAAUUCCUCAGCUGGAGGAGCACCUGGAACGAUUUGGCUUCUUCACCGGCAGAGAGCAUGUCCCUGUUUGUUUUCAGACUGGAACAUUCAGAACAAGUUGUCUUGAUUGCCUGGAUCGAACCAACAGUGUCCAGUCCUUUGUGGCUUUGGAGGUUUUGUACAACCAGUUGGAGAGCUUGGGAAUGGCCAGCAAGAAGUCAGUAGUGGAACGCUUUGUGGAAUUCUACAAAACAAUGUGGUCAAUGAAUGGACAAAAUUUAAGCAAGAUUUUCAUAGGAAAUCGUGCACGAGAAGGGAAAACCAAGGUAAAAGAUGGAGCACGUUCUGUAUCUAAAACGAUCCAAGCUAAUUUCUUUGAUGGAGCUAAACAGGAAGCCAUUGAUUUGCUUCUUAGGGGGAACUUCUACAGCGAAGAUUAUGCAGAGAAGGCGGUGAUUCUUAUGGAAGACAGUGCACUUGUCACUCCGCCAGCAAUUUUGAAAGCAGUAUGUGAACGGCAGAUGGAAUAUACAAAUUUCAACCGUGCUCGCAUCAGCGUAGGCUCGUGGAAUGUAAAUGGUGGUAAACAGUUCAAAAGCAAGAUGCUCAGUGUCGUGGAUCUCACUAGCUGGUUACUUGAUGGACUUCAACAUUGUAAAGAAACUAACUUCCAAGAUAAUGAGAACUGCCCACCAGACAUUUUUGCAAUUGGAUUUCAGGAAAUGGUGGAGCUCAAUGCUGGAAACAUUGUUAGUGCAAGCACAACGAACAGGAAAAUGUGGUCAGAACAACUUCAGAAGGCAAUCUCCAGAACACACAAGUACAUCAUGCUGUCUUCAGGGCAACUUGUGGGUGUCUGUCUGUUUAUUUUUGUACGACUCCACCAUGUGCCCUAUAUUAGAGAAGUUGCGAUGGAUCGGGUCAAAACUGGGAUGGGAGGAAAAACCGGGAAUAAAGGAGCUGUAGCUGUUCGUUUACAGUUUUACAGCACCACACUGUGCUUUGUAACUGCACACCUGACAGCAGGACAGUCACAAGUGAAAGAAAGGAAUGAAGAUUAUCGUGAAAUCAUGCAGAAACUCAGCUUCCCUAUGGGGAAGAAUGUUUUUUCACAUGACUACAUAUUUUGGUGUGGAGAUUCAAACUUCCGCAUUGAUCUUCCGCAUGAUGAAGUCAUCCAAUAUAUUAAGAGACGGGACUGGACGGGUCUUCAGGCUUAUGACCAGCUUCAACAGCAGAAAGCCGAUGGCAAGAUUUUUAAAGACUUCUUUGAAGGCACCAUCACCUUUGCUCCAACAUACAAAUACGAUGUGGGAACAGACGUUUAUGACACUAGUGACAAGUGCCGAACUCCAGCCUGGACUGAUAGGGUGUUGUUUUGGAAGAAAAGAAGAAUGUCCUGUGAUAUACCAGAUGUCAAUUUAAGGGGGUCUGAUUGUGAAUUAGAGACAAAGAAGAGAGGGACUGGAAGUGAUCUGCUCUAUUAUGGGAGGGCAGAGCUGACUCCAUCGGAUCACAGGCCUGUGUUAGCUGUCUUUGAAGUGAAUAUUGAGGAAGUGGAUAUUCUUGCACGUGAACAAAUACUCCAAGAAAUUACAUCUUCACAGGGACCAUCCGAUGCGACUGUGGUGGUGUGCCUUAAGGCACCAACCAAGGAACCAAAAGAGGAAUUUCCAGAUGACAUCAGGAAUGAAAUAGUUUCUUACUUUCAGAAUUAUGGCACUGUUAUUGUGUUGGUGAGAUGUGAUCGUGGACAGAUGCUAGUGACUUUUCAGGAUAGUCGCAUGGCUUUGAAGGUUUUGGAGCUGGAUGGAAAAAAGGUUAAUGGCAGAGUGAUGAGUGUUAGACCUCGAACCAGGAACUGGCUGCAUAAUCUACAUGAAGAACUUAACAGAAACAGAAACAGUAUUGCUCCUUUGUCUCCAACUGCAAAUUCGUGCUUGCUUGAAGAAAGUUUUGAUUUCAGCAGUCUGGAUUAUGACACUGAAGGAGAUAUAGAUGAAGACUUGGAUGAAACUGUUCCUCAGCAAUUGCUGACAGGUCUGAACAUGAACCACAAAACUGUACCAGAAGGAUUUUCUGAAACUGGUGCUGAAUUCUACUUGUCAAACAGACCACCUCAUUCUGAAAAAGCUGAAGUGGAUGAUGAUGAAGAAUCUACCACAAUAAAUCAGGAACUGGUACCUGGUGAAUUCCGACCACGAACAGCAAGCAGAUCAAUAUCCGUACCUGACAGACCUCAGCCUCCACAACGACCUCCUCCUCCAACUGUGCUAAGUUUGAAGAAAUCUGCAUCUGAUAUCUUGCAUCCACGUGAAGAAAGUUGUUUUCAAGCCAGUCCCUUCAGUGCAGUGCAGAAUCUUCCAACAACUGGUCAGCAGUCUUUAUCACAAAGAACUGGAAUAAGCAAACCCUACAAUGUGAAGCAAAUCAAAACAACAUCUACAGAGGAAGCAGAACAGGCAAUAAAGCAGUUAAUGGAGCUGAAAUCUGGUCACUUGCCAACCUCUUCGCUUUCAAAACCACUUGCAUCAAAUCAACAACGUGCUCCAAGUCCAGUCACUGAACAGUGGAAAGGUCAACUGGCUGCAAACAGUAAGGAAGGUAACAGGGGUACACUGACUUCAAAGUCUGGCCAAGUGGAACAAUCAUCAUCGCCUUCCUUAAAAUCUUCAGGAGUGAUCAAACAGAUAUCUGCUCGGUCAAAAUGCAAUCCCAAACAAGAGAAGCCAUGUAUAACUGACAUAACUUCACAUGAACUCAGUAAUAGCCAAGGCACAAACUCAGAAGAUGCAACCACUGCACCAGUUGCUCCUCCACGCCGAAAGAAGAAUACACCUCCUGAUCUUCAAGAUGAUCACAGUGUCCUCAUAAAAUCAAUGAACAGUAAUACCACUCACACUCUCCACCCUGUCUGUAGGUCAGGUCCUCCUAGAGUGUGCAACACCCAUCCCUCACUGAGCAAUCGCUGUAAGCUUCUGCAGAACACAAACCCUUCAGAUUCCAACUGGUUGACAGACAACUCUAAUCUUCUAGCCCAAUCCAAAAAUAAAAACGAACUUCAAACAAAACAAACCCCAUUCAACAAAUUUAUAAAUGAUACUGAAAGGAAAGCACAUCCUGUUACAGCUUUUCAAAAAGGACACAAAGACUCAUGUAUUACCUCAGACAAGAAUUAUGUUUCUUCAAACAAUUUAUAGCAGUCAAUGACUAAAGAACCAACAAGACAACCACAGCUUCAGUCCUUUUAAAGACAAUUUAAUUCCAUGUCACCUUUAUGAAAGCAUUUUCUGAUCAAGUUUCUUACAAAGAAUAUAUUGACCAGAUACAUAGAUGUACAGACUGAAGGAACAAUAUAAUCAUAACAUAUUUUCACAAGAAAACUGAGAAUAUUUCUUUCAUUAGUUUAUUCUUUAUUCUGUAUAUAGUUGCCAGAGCAUUCCUUUAUAUAAUACUAUUUAUUCAAAGAGUUUACUAAGUAGUUAGACAAAUGCUAAAGUGACACAAGAUCAAUUCAUACCAGCCUACAAUUUGAAAAACAUUCACCUGGGAGUGAUUUUCUCACACCACAGGGUACCACUGCACUAAUGCUCCUUUAGGAACUCUACACAAUAACAAACUUGAAAAAAUGACAACUUUCAUUUAGAAUCACACCUCACAACAGCAACUUUACUCACUUUUCCUCUUAAUCCUUGACCGAAUUGAACACAAUUAUCUUUCACUUGAAGAAUAACAUAUCUAAAUGAGUUAACCUCUACAAAUCACUUCAGUCAAACCUUGGAUUCACUCACUACUUUUUGACAAUACACACCCCACACCAUCAACUACACUGGGGGAAUGCCUUCUGAAAAAUGACUCAGCAACAUGCUCUGAAAGUCUAUCCUGUUAAUGCUUUUUUAAUCUUCAAUGUUUCAAUGAGGAGAUUUCACAAUGAGCAUCAACUUACCUUCCUUCGGUGAUAAGACAGCUGAUAUAUCAUGUCAAUCAAGCUACAAGAAUUUGUACAAAUGCUUUCAAACUAUACUCCUUAAAGUAGAAUUAAAAACAAUAGAUAAGGUGCAUUCACCCCAAUUCUGCACACCAGUAAAGAAUAUUUUCCUAACUUCUAAACUCCAUCCUCUUAGCAAUACGCUCCUUAAUUCCAUUCCCCUUCUAAUUAUUUGUUUUAAUCACACGUUUCCAUAUCUACAUUACCUGCACCCUCCAUAUAUCAAAACACAUUUUAAAAAAGUACAACUUUGGUUUGUACCAAACUACAAUAUCUCAAUUCACAACCUUCCCAGCUUCCACAUUCUCACCAUCUCACCUUACUGGUUUCUCCAUACACCCAUUGUAAUCCAUCCUCGUAUCACAAAUACAAGCCCAUUCUCUGUGUGCUUCGAAGUAUAUAUGCAUUAUACAACCUUGAGAUUUGUCUCCUAACAGACAUCCACAAAACAAAGAAAACCCAAAACAAACCCCAUUUAUAUGAGAAAAUACAAUACCAAAUGUGCAGAGAAUAAAAAAUUUCUUCAUGCCUGUAAGAAAAUAAAAUAGCCCCUGGUAAAGACCGCCGAACACCCAAUGUGCAAUGAAAAAAAAAUCAUACAAACAGUACUGCAAGCAAAUUUGUUUCUGAACUGAAGUUUGCAAGGGAAUUACGUAGUUCAGCCCAGAGCCAAAUAAACUUAGUGGAGGAGUGAUCUUAAUCGGCCUGUACCUUGCCUCGGGCCUCGACACGCUGACCUUUUCAAUCUGGCCUGGCACUUAACUCUCCGUCCGAACUACAGGUUCUGCAGCUUGGAUACGCAGGACUUUACUGCUUUGAUUAGGCCUGCAAAUCUCCGUCCACAGAUCUCGGUCAGUUGCGUCUGGCGCCUGGACCCCGCGGUUUUGAUUCAUCCUGUGACCGACCUUCAUCGCUCUUCCACACUCUUGGCAAUGGGCCCGCCACCUCACCUUGCCUUGGUUCUGCUACUUUGAAUUGCCUCCAAGUCCAAAGGGAAGUUGCAGACUAUUACUUGCAAUGAUCUUUUGCCAGAAAAAGUGUGGUUUACCAAGUACUUGGUUUGCUACCCUUGUUUCUACUAGCCAGAAGUCACAGAGGUUCACCAGCAUCAUCUUAACUGGAUGUGCUUCCUGCAUCCUUGACAAAGAUCAUUGCUGCCUUGUACCUCAGUGCUAACCUCAUCUCACUUCUCUCAGCCUUCAAUAUUUUAAGCAACCAGUCCUCUGAAGGAGAUAUUCCCCACCUUAAAUAACUUUGAGUCAUCACUUGCCCAACUCCUCGAUUUGAAACUGUGACCCUGAGUCCAGAUAGCACACUAGGAUGAACAUCAAUCAUGUUAACUCUGAAUUACAGAUUCUCGGUCUUCUGAUAUCAAGAAAGCUGCAAUCCUCUGAUUUAACCUUUUCUCAUGCCAAAUAUGCCACUCCCUCUAUCAAGCAUGUCAAGUAUAUUCUUCCUUCCAGAUGGGGAAACGGGUCUGUUGUACAUAAUGUUCAAAGUACAGGGUAACCAGGAACAUGGAGCAAAAUAUCUCUGCUCUUCUGCAUUAAUACCUCACUAACAAUUCAGAAUAUGUCCCACAUAGAAAUGUGCUGAUAGAAUCAAUGCAAAAUGGAGUCAACACAACAUUACAUAAUUCAAAACUGGCCUCUGCAGUGUUACACCAUAAACCCUGUAGGAUACGACAAGUUGAUUGACUACUCUCUCACCCACACUGUGCCAUAAGAAAAUCAUUUGUGAUCCAAAAUAACUGGCCUCACAAUCCUUCAAAGCUCGGAGUCAACCCUUCCAUCUCCCAAAAUAUAAAUUUGAAGACCUUCAAUAACAAGCACCUCCAGCUUAAGUAGUUCCUUAAACAGAAUCAGUGAUCCACUCAUGCUCCCACAGAGAACACUACUGAGACUCGGUUUCCACUCAGCACCUUCCGUUUGUGCAAUUAUCACCACCCCAACACAACAUGGGUAAACCCCAAACAGCAUCUUACAACACUGUGACAGAAAAGCAGUGAAUUGGCCCACCUUGCUCAUUCAGGCAUUCCAUAACAACUAACAAGUUCUCUAUCAAAAUGCAAACAUCUUAAUUCUGAGUCACAAGGAAUCAAACUUGAUAACCACAUCACCUUCAAUUUUACUCAUGUCUAUUAAUGGCAUCAUUGGUAAAUACUUACUGUUGGUCCAUGCAUGCAACAAGCCACAACUCCUAUUCCACCAGUGAGAUUGCUUCAAGAGACACCUGCUUGAAAUCCAUGCAAUUGUCAUUUGACAAACUCAACUUUCCCAACCAUAAGUAGAUAUUUCCCAUGCUUUCUAAAAGGUUAUUCACCAAAUUCUCAUUGGUUACAGCUUACUCCAUCUUAUCAUCAGCCUGGAGUAUUUACAGUUUUGUCAUUCUUAACAUGCUGAAGCACAUUUGCAGCAAUGAAUAAAAAAAUACAAUUUCAAGAUAAAAUAAGCAACAAAUGCAAGCUGAGCAAACUCAGUAAGUCAUGUGGCAUGUGUACAAAAAUCAACAGUCAACAUUUCAGGUAAACACCUUUUAUCUGUACUGGAAAAUGGAGAAGCAGCAGCCAGGAUGAAUUAGUGAUGGAUUGCUUGCCCUCACCUUUAUACUGACUACUUCCACGUUAUCUUUCAGUCCAGAUGAAAAGUUUCAACCAGAAAUGUCAACUGACCAUUUCCUUCAACUUACACAAUUUCUAUCCUUAACUUAAGCAAGGAUAGAUUGCAGCCAUAUAUUUCAAAUAACACUGUGACUCAUAUCCUCUUUAUCUCUAUAUUCUAAUUUUAUCAUUGUCUGUCUUUAUUACAAUGUUAUCAUCUGCUUUUUUGAUUUCAAAGUACCAAAUUUAGCUCAUCAACCAUAUCCUCUACCAUAAGAUUUUUUUUAAAUCUAUGAUAACCUGUAUCACAAGCACAUUGUGUUGGUUUUGAUAUUAACUGAUCAUCAUAUCUACAUGUGCUUUUUACUCCCCUGCUCUUCCUCUUCACAUGAAAAUGACAUAAAAACAUCAAUUACAGUAAAUUAGAAGUUUGUAGCACUUCUCUGAUCUCCCUGGAUUAUUUACUGACAAGAAGCAAUAGGUUAAAGGGACCAUCCAACUUGAUCCCUCCCACCACUCCCAUGUUCUCUUCACCAUCUACUUUAAAUGGUGAUUGGGUCUUCCUUCAAACUAUUUUCUCAUUGAUUAUUUAAUGAAGUGCCAAUUAUAAAAAUCACUAUUUAAGAUAAACUAAUCCUGAUAUGCCACAAAAAAAGCAGCUUACAAAUACAAAAACAGAAAAUUGAAGGUGUUAGCAUGAACUUUCCACUGGAAGAAAUCACUUUACAUCACACGAAAACAACUCUUCAACAUAACAAAAUUGAUCAACUAGCAGAAUGGAUAUUAACGGUUGACAUCCUUGUUAAUUCAGGUCAGACAGUUUUCACACACCAAUAUUCCAGGUCAAAUUUAGACUAAAACAGCCCUUUUAGCCCACCAUAUCCAUGCCAAUAUGCAAGCGACCCCAUCUAUACUCCUCCCACUUGCUCAAAACUCUACAGUCAUUGACAAUUUAAGCUUUCUUCAGGAUAUGUUUUAAACGUUGAGUGUCUCUGCCUCCCACAUUCAAUACCCUCCAGAUUCCAGCCACACUCACACUGAAAACAAUUUUCCUAAAGUCCCCAUCAUACCACACCCCCUUAAAUGCAUUCCCUCCACUUUUAGAUACUUCUGUUAAGUUGAAAACUUUUGCACCAGCGUACCUAUUCCCCAUAUAAAUGGUACAUUCUCAUCUGCAUAUUUCAUUUCUUUAUUAUAACUAUAAGAUAUAGGAGCAGAAUUAGGCCAUUUGGCACAUCGAGUACUCUACCAUUUCGUCGUGGCUGAUCCAUUUUCCCUCUCAGCCCCAAUCUCCUGCCUUCUCCCUGUAUUCCUUCCUGCCCAGACUGAUCAAGAAUCUAUCAACAUCAGCUUCAAUUAUACCCAAUGACGGGCUUCACAGCCACCUGUGCAAUGAAUUCCACAGAUUUACCACUCUCUGGCUAAAGAAGUUCCUCCUCAUCUCCAUUCAAAAAGGAAGCUCCUCUAUUCUGAGGCUGUGGCGUUAGACCCCACCAAGCUCCCCCACCAUAUGAAACAUCCUCUCCACAUCUCCCUUACUGAGGUCUUUCAACAUUCAAUAGGUUUCAAUGACCUCACCCCUAAUUCUUCUGAAUUCCAGUGAGUACAGAUCUAUCAAACGCUCUCAUAUGACAAGCCUUUCAAUCAUUUUUAUGAACCUACUUUGAACCUUCUCCACUAUCAGCACAUCCUUAUGUAUCUGAAGGAACUUUUGGUAUCCCCUUUAAUAUUACUAGAUGGCAUCCGUUAGUCUUGCAAGACCAUGGAUCUGCACCUGGAAAGUCUUGCUUCAGUCUCUCUAGGGUGCAGGCCUGGACGAGGUUAUAUGAAAGACCGGUAGCUGUCCCAGCAGCGAGUCUCCCCUUGCCACGCCACGAAUCGCAAGGGGCAAGGGCUGAUACAGUUUAAUAUUAAUAUUAUUGGCUAGCUUACCUUCAUAUUCUAUCUUUUCCAUCUUAAUGACAGUUUUAGUUGCCUUCUGUUGAUUUUUGAAAGCUUCCCAAUCCUCUAACUUUCCACAAAGUUUUGCUGUAUUUUAUGCCCUCUCUUUGGCUUUAUGUUGGCUUUGACUUCUCUUGUUAGCCACAGUUGUGUCAUCUUGCCUUUAGAACACUUCUUCCUGUUUGGGAUAUAUAUAUAUAUCCAGCAUCUUCUGAAUUGCUUCCAGAAACUCCAGUCAUUGUUGCUCUGCUGUCAUCCCUGCCAGUGUUCCUUUCCAGUCAAUUUUGGCCAACUCCUCUCUCAUGCCUCUGUAAUUCCUUUAACUCUAAUGCACUACUGAUACAUCUGACUUUAGCUUCUCCUUCUCCAAUUGCAGAUUGAAUUCUAUCAUAAUAUAAUAAUUCUAUCGCUUAACUCUUUAAGUUCUCUAAUUAAUUGCAGUUCAUUGCACAGCUCAGAAUCCACAAUUGCCAAUCCUACAGUAGGUUCAACCACAAGCUGCUCUAAAAAGCUAUCUUUGUAGACAUUCUAGAAACUCCCUCUGAUAUGCAGAUCACUAAUUUAGGUACUAAGGACCCAACACAUCACUUUGCUUUCUGCAGACCACUCUCCACAAAUCAGUAAUAUUCUAAAUUACUAACAUACAGCCUUGCACAGGCCUGCACCCUGGAGACACUGAAGCAAGACUUUCCAGGCACAGAUCCAUGGUCUCACGAGACUAACGGAUGCCAUCCAGAUAUAUUAAAGGGGAUACCAAAAGUUCCUUCAUAUACAUAAAGGAUGUGCUUAUAGCAGAGAGGGUUCAAUUACUAACAUCACAGGUAUCACUACAUUUCUAACUAAGCUGUUGUACACAUAAUUGAUAUUGAAAGUGAACUAUUUCAUUCUUAUUUUACAUUUUUAUGAUUACAAAGUCUGUGAACCUGAUAUUCCUGAUCUAUCUGCACAUUGAAAUCUCCAUCACCAUUGUAACAUUGCCAUUUUGGCAUGCAUUUUCUAUCUCCUGUUGUAAUUUGUGGACUACAUUCUGUUAAGUCAUUAAUAUGCCAUGUUAUAAAUUAUGUUAAUAUGC
This is a messenger RNA of Hypanus sabinus (Atlantic stingray), 10834 nucleotides long. RefSeq names its product synaptojanin-2-like. The transcript has 27 exons. Gene Ontology annotation, biological process: synaptic vesicle endocytosis; phosphatidylinositol dephosphorylation; brain development. Gene Ontology annotation, molecular function: phosphatidylinositol-4,5-bisphosphate 5-phosphatase activity; nucleic acid binding. Bases 208 to 4434 code for a protein of 1408 amino acids. Lineage: Eukaryota; Metazoa; Chordata; Chondrichthyes; Myliobatiformes; Dasyatidae. Gene Ontology annotation, cellular component: perinuclear region of cytoplasm; presynapse. The record is from RefSeq and is a predicted model, not a curated record.